This is a messenger RNA of Drosophila grimshawi, 2555 nucleotides long. Its product is annotated as G-protein coupled receptor Mth2. Gene Ontology annotation, molecular function: G protein-coupled receptor activity. The transcript has 6 exons. Gene Ontology annotation, cellular component: membrane. Gene Ontology annotation, biological process: G protein-coupled receptor signaling pathway; cell surface receptor signaling pathway. The record is from RefSeq and is a predicted model, not a curated record. Lineage: Eukaryota; Metazoa; Arthropoda; Insecta; Diptera; Drosophilidae. The coding region runs from base 356 to 2137 and encodes 593 amino acids.
CGUUAGAGACACUCAUUAAAUGUGGAGUUGCUGAUAACUCAUUAAUAAAAUGAUCUACGUCUCUAGCGCUUUUGCUUUUUUAAUUGCUAUGAUAAAAUAAAAUAACCGGUUGAAUCGAACAACGUCACAACGCGAGUUAUUCCAAUAGCACCGAGUAUUUGUAAAAUAAUUUGAAGUACCAGCAAAAGUGACAAAAGAUUUACAAACAAUAAUAAUAUUACUGAGAAGCAAAAACACAAAAACGUUGAGCACAACAAACAACUUGAUUGAAGCAAAUAUUGCCUGAAAACUAUAUACAUAUCAACAAUACAGAUAUACAAUUAUAUAUCGACAUAAAUAACUUAGAUCACACAAAAUGCUGAAGAAGCAAGUCAAACACAGAACUGGCCCGAUCUACUGUGGUGCCACAUUGAUAGGAGUCGUACUCCUGGUCGUGAUUCGCCUCUUGCCGGGCAAUCAUUUUGGGGUAUACGCUCUGGGGGAGGGGAAAUAUCACGAGCGAAAUGGCAUACACACAAGGUGUAGCUUUUUCGAUACGGUAGAUUUGACGGGGUCUCCCUCGUUUGAGAAUGGUAGCUACAGUUACAUGGGUGUCCUGAUACCCAGUCAUGAGGUGGGCACUUUCGACUAUAUCUACAAGCAUCUGGGGGAUCGAGUGGAUGUACCUGAGCAUAAGCGUGCCUGCAUCUGUAAAAUAAAGUCCUGCAUUAAUAUCUGCUGUCCGUGGGGACAGAUCUACAAAGAUAAUGGUUGUGAAAUUGAUACGAGCACAAAGCUAUGGCCAGAAAAACUGAUGAAUGUCACAUUGAAUAACGGUUCCAUUCAGACUGUCGACAUUGAAGAAAAGUUUGUGGUGCAGAGUUUUAGACCCUGCACGGAGAUGUUUGCCCUGCAGCCGGAGCUUAGCUCCUACGACACCUAUCAGCUGUAUGAGAAUGGUUCGCUACUGCGGGAGGACGAUAUGCUCUAUAUACACAAGGACGAGUUCUGUCUUGUGCCCACCUAUGUCAACGAUACGGAUAUCUAUUACUCAAUAAAUCCAGCAAACUGCAAUAUGUUAAGUGUGAGCUCUACGGUGAAGAUAAUCAAUGGAUAUGCUAUGCUGUUUUCCAUACCUUUUAUGCUACUUACAAUUGCCGUCUACCUGUUAAUUCCGGAAUUGCGUAACCAGCAUGGAAAAUCUCUGGUUUGCUAUCUGCUGGGCAUAUCCAUUGGAUAUUCGCUUCUCUGCUGCCUGCUCCUGUUGAAAAACAUCCAUCCGAAUGGGUUGCCUUGCAAGUUGUUUGGCUACACGACCUAUUUCUUCUUCAUGUCCGCCUUCUUCUGGUUGAAUGUGAUUAGCUUUGAUCUGUGGCACAAUUUCCGUGGCACGCGUGGAAUCAAUCGAUUCCAGGAGAAGAAACGCUUCCUGCUCUACUCUCUCUACUCGUGGGGAUCGGCGCUGUGCUUCCUUGUCUUCACUGUGCUCGCGCAGGAGUAUUCGGAUUGGCCAACGGAACUCAAGCCCGGCAUUGGGGGUGGCGAGCUUUGUUGGCUGGAAAUGAGGAACUGGUCGGCGAUGCUGUACUUCUUCGGGCCCAUCCUGAUUAUCAUUGUGGCCAACACCAUAAUGUUUGUGAUGACGGCCUGCAAAAUACACAGCGUGCAGCGCGAAAUGGCAAGAAUAAUUGCUCGGGAGGAUAGCACAAAGAAUCUACGCACCGAGAAGGACAAAAACCUUAUUAGAUUUGGACUUUUCCUGCGACUGUUUCUCAUCAUGGGAGUUACCUGGUCCUCGGAGAUAAUCUCAUACUUUGUCGGCAGCGAUAAGAAGUGGUCGAAGAUAUUCUACGUUUCCGAUCUGUGCAAUGCGAUGCAAGGUUUUCUCAUCUUUAUGCUGUUUGUGCUGAAAAAGAAGGUCAAGCACCUGAUUACCAACAGAUGUUCGAGAGUGCGCGAGGGAAGCAAUCAGCGUCAGAGUCAAUAUUCCACGAAAACCACUUCCAGCAGUGUGGCAAAUUUAUCGCUGCAGGAGAAGAGCUCUGUGGAGAGGCCGCUUGUCUCCACCGUGCCGGAUAAACACUCAGCAGUACCACAACAGCAGCAGCUACAGCAACAGCGCCCCCCAAAACAUAUCUUUAAGUUGGAAUUGGAUUGAAUGAAUAUGUUUGUGGUCUAGUCCAUUGAUGACGUCAUCGUUGCGUCGCACUAAGCAUCGAAUAGCUGGAAUACAAUAUGCAGUGCCUACAGCUCCAGCAGCCAUACUAUUAUAUCGUAGACUUAAAAAAAGACAUUACAUCUAUCUAUCUAUCUAUGUAUAUAUAUAUACAUACAUAUAUAGCUUCCAUAUCUACCUGCUUUUGUGUUUCUAUGUCUUGUGAUUAUACUUCUCCCGUCAGGCACAACGUGUAUCUUUAUAGCAUAUAGUAAAUAUAUCGUUUUGUCAUCCUAUAUCUGAUUUAGAGAAGUAAACCUUAUCAUAUAUCUGAAAUUAUUUUUUAUAAUGUCUAGGCUACUGGUUUGCCAAGAGAUCAAUUUUUUAUAUGUCUGUUUGUAUAUGUAAAACAAAAACUAUU